This is a messenger RNA of Mercenaria mercenaria, 5823 nucleotides long. RefSeq lists its product as uncharacterized. The transcript has 30 exons. Gene Ontology annotation, cellular component: cell periphery; cell septum. Lineage: Eukaryota; Metazoa; Mollusca; Bivalvia; Venerida; Veneridae. The coding region runs from base 110 to 4339 and encodes 1409 amino acids. The record is from RefSeq and is a predicted model, not a curated record. Gene Ontology annotation, molecular function: protein binding; chitin synthase activity.
UGCAGUAUACUUUUACUACAAUUGCCGAAAAGUGGUUGAAUUGUAUUUUUGGAGGGAAAUUAGUUCAGCCUAUUUGGAUAAACAUAAAUUAAAUAAGAAGCAAGGAAUAAUGGCAGACACGUCAUCAAGGCUCCUCAUUCAUCAAGUGUCGAAGAUUCAUGAAGAUGGCAUACAGAAGAGAAAUGACAACACAAACAAGCCAUCUUGUAAAGUUGUUGCAGUUAAAUGGUUCUCCUCAAUUUUCAUUGCACUCCUCUUCUUGACAUGCCUGACUCACAGCAAAAUAUCCUUGCUUGUCUUAUCAGGAGCUAUGCAUGCACAAAACCACCACGCAUUGGACAUAAAUGCGAGAUCAAGACUAUUUGUCAUGCUACAGAUAAUAUCUCUUGCUCCACACGUCAUAAAUUUCGUCCGCGGAGUCUGGUGUGGUAUCCUACGAAAGGACAGAAAAUGGCCAAAGCCACACGUGACAUUGAUUAUGACUGUAAUGAGUAUUAUCGAAUCAUUUGGACUAUGCCUGUUUAUCUUUAUUAUUCCUGGGCUCAGUAAAACCCAUCAUGUUAUAUUGUUGAUGAAUUGUGUGUUCAUUCUUCCACUCUUGGAUAAUAUACGCUGCCUCAUAGUCAACAGAAAGCAACAAAGCAACAAUCAGUCGCCGCGCAACAGAAAUGGAAUGAAAGAAUAUGUAGAAUAUGUAAUGUACGCAGGAGCUUUAAUAUCUGAAAUUGUUGGCAUAGUAUUUACAUUUAUACUUCUAUUUAAACACAUUCCUAAAAGCAAAAUGUGGAUUGCACCUAUCGGUGUAAUAUGUUUGUCAAUAGCGUGGAUACCAUCUCUCCAAAAAUACAUGGUGGAAAGGAUCAACCCAAUAUCAAAUGAGUCUCCAUAUAGCCCAAACGGGGAUGUAGAGCCUGGUCCUUCAACAUCACAACCAGGCAUUCAAAACGAAAACGAAACCUCGUCAAAUCACAUUAGACCAUUGGAUAAAGUAGAAAGUACUGCCUGGAAAAUGACAGCACUGAUGUCAUUUGUAAAACUACUAUCAACCUUUGGAUUUUCCAUGCUGAUUUACUUUAAUAACAGUUUGUCACAGUUUCCAGAUGGUCCGGACAAAGCGGAUAUAAACAGAUACAUCGACGGGUGGCGGACAAUCCAAGAUUGGAGUCAAGCGCAAAUAUAUUAUUUCUCUGCCCAUAUCACUUCAGGAUUUAUUGGUUAUAUUGUUGGUUACAUAGCAUGUACAACUUGUUCCCAGCAGAUUGGCUUCUCAUUUCCACUUGCUGCAGCAACACCUCUAUCUGUGAUCCUUCUUGCAGUUCGGAAAUCUUGUGAUGUUAUCGUCUUACUGCCAGAUACCGAGGAAAAACUGGAUUGCACCAUUAACGAUGAUAGGGGAAUAAUAAUUAUAGCAACAAUAGGCCUCGUUCUUGCUCAAGUUUUGUCAACUUGGUGGAUUUUAUACAGAAGCCAGUUAAUUGUUAUGCUGAGAGAAUAUCAGUUAUUCUGGACACCAAUGUACAACUCGGCAUUGCUUGAACACUGGAUUAUGCUAAAUAGGAGAAAUGAACUGAUAGACACAGGGAACAUACGCCUGAAACCAUUUGAAAACGCAAAGCGUUCAACAGUAUUUAUUUGUACAACGAUGUUUAGAGAGGAUGAGCUAGAGAUGAAACAGCUUUUGGAAUCAUUAAGAUCUGUUAAUGACAGAGUAUCACAGUCUAGAGGGCUUCGAUUUGAAUUUCACAUAUUCUUUGAUGGCGCUCUAAAGGCAGGAAUACCAACAGAACAUUUGCUUCAGCUGGUCGUACUAGUUGGCGAAGUAUUUAACAUAGGAGUUCAUAGCAGUACCAAGACAAUUACACCAUACGGAAUGUCUCUAAGCUGGAGGUUACCAUCAGGUGGAAGAGAUGGGACGUGUUUAACAGUUCAUCUCAAAGACAAUUCAAAGGUAAAGAGUAAAAAGAGGUGGAGCCAAGUCAUGUAUAUGUCAUAUGUUCUUGAACAAGGGAUUCAAAACGAAAAUGCUAAUUAUGACAAAGAAGAAGAAUCAUACAUUCUAACAACGGAUGCUGAUGUCAAAUUUUCACCAAAAAGUGUAGAAGCACUUCUUGAUUUAAUGACCCUCGACAAAAGUGUCGGAGCAGUAUGCGCAAGGACUCAUCCACUCGGGAGUGGUCUGCUAGUAUGGUACCAAAUAUUUGAAUAUGCAAUCGGACAUUGGUUUCAAAAAGCUUCAGAACAUGUGAUUGGAUCGGUCCUUUGCGCGCCUGGCUGUUUCAGUGUUUAUAGAUGUAAGGCGAUCAAGACUAUUCUGUCAGUGUAUGCCUCGAAUGUUGAAAAGGCAGAGGAAUUUCUUACCAAGGAUAUGGGAGAAGACCGGUGGUUUUGCACACUUAUGGUUCAAAGCGGUUGGAGGAUAGAAUACUGUGCGGCGGCUGAAAACAGCACACAUUGUCCAGAAAACUUUGACGAAUUUUUCAAACAGAGAAGACGCUGGAUUGUUUCAACUCUGGCCAACCAAUGGCUGUUGAUUCGAGAAUGGCAUUACAUAAAGCAACAUAAUCUACGGGUGUCGUUCUUUUACAAGAUAUACCAGAUCAUUUUACUGGUGUCUACACUGAUUGGACCAAGUUCCGUCAUACUAGUAGUAUCAGGAGGAUUAAAAUAUGGACAAGACUGGAAUCCAACAGCAACGGUCUCUCUGCAGGUUGUGAUAAGUGUGUGUUACGCAUUUACUUGCCUAUUUACAUCACAGACCGUUCAGUUAAUGUCUGGAAAAAUAAUUUGUGGUAUAUAUGCUAUAAUGAUGAUGAUUGCCAUCGUCGGUACAGCUGUGGAAAUUGCAACUGACAUUAAUGGACAACCAGGAGCUGAAGUCAAUUUUAUCAGCGAAGAUAUCAGGAUUUCCUCGACGAGUUUGUACUUACUCGGAAUGGCCGCUCUGUUUCUCGUUACUGCCCUGUUGCACCUAGGAGAGUUUUGGAGUAUUUUCUAUGGAUUUGUUUAUCUGCUUGGACUGCCAUCUGGAUAUUUGAUUUUGAUGAUAUACAGUAUCUGUAACAUUACCGACAGUUCCUGGGGGACAAGAGAGGCUGAGCAAAGUAUUGUCAGACCAGAAGGCAAAUCAUGGCACGACAAAUUUCUUGCAGUUUUCAAAUAUAUAUGCACAUGCUGCCUAUCUCGUAGAAUGCAAGAUAACACUCAGACUAUACAUGAAACUGGAAGUAAAGGCACUGAAGAUACUUCGAACUCAAAUAAUUCGAAAAGUGAUGGUAACAGUGACGAAACAAGCUCUAGCAAAUUACCAACAGGCGUUACAGAGGAUGGAAAGGGACCUGAUCUACGGAAGAGUUUUAGAGGUCAGACUCAAGAUGAAGAUCCCUGUGUGGAGGCAUGGUUAUCGGACAUGAAAGCGGAAGCUAAACUAUUAAAAGACAACGGGUAUGAAAAAACUUCAUUUAUCAGCGGAUUGACUAAAAGAGAAUUGAAAGACAUUGGAAUAGACAACAAGAUAAAUAGAGGAAAAAUUUUGAUGAAAAUAAAAGAACUAAAAGAUUACGAAAUACCAACAGAAGUACCGGAAAAUGUUGAAUCUUGGUUGAAACGCAUUGACCUCUAUCAAUACAAUGACAAUUUUAAAAGGAACAGUGUGAUAGCGCAACGGGAUUUGGAAAUCCUAGUCGAUUUCAAUGUCAAAGACAUUAAAGAACUCCUAGGCAUAACAAAAAUUGGACACAUCAAGCGAUUCCUAACAGCCAUAAAGAAAUUGAAAAAACCAACAAAAGCUCAACAGAAACAAGUAAACGUCCUAAAGGAAAUAAAAGACCUCACACCAGCGGAUCCUCAUACGACCAGUGACAUGAAUUCCUAUUGGGAGGCUCUCAGAAAAGGAUGUCUCAUCCCACAGUCUACAGUUUUCGAAUCAGACGAACAUUUAAAAGUAAAGCUCCGAGAAUUGCGAAACAAGUGGCUUGUGGUUUUUGCUAUGAUAAAUGUCCUAUGGUUAAUACUGAUUUCCACGCUAGCUGAUAAAGGGAAACUACUCGGCGUGUUCGGAAGUAAUCCAAUUGGUUUCUUAGUGAUAGUAGUAUACGGCUUGGUGCUCCUUAUACAGUUCUUCGCCAUGUUAAUCCACCGAAUUUCAACGUUGAUGCACUUCUUGGGGAGAAUUCCAUACAAAUGCAACAGUAACUAUAACAGUAGUUGGAUGUUUGAUGACAGCGAAAAUAGUACAUUGGACGAGACUGAGAGUAAGAAAUUUCAGGAGGAUAAACAAAAGGCAUACAAAACCUACCGCCCUUCCUCAGAACGCAACGAAAGAACACCUUUGCUCAAAUAGGAACCAUAAUUUUCAACUAACGUAUAUACAUGUUUGCAGAGGUGUAUAAAAAGGCUGUACAACAAUUUGAGAUUCGAAAAGAGAUAAACUUUCCAUCUAGUGAAAGUAACAUAAAAGUGUAAUUAUUAUACUUUUUCCGUAUGUUACAUCAAACCACCAACAAGGAACACUAAUUAUUUUCAUUAUAAUAUUUUUUUUUAUCCGUUAUUAUAUUUUUCUUCAAUAUUUUCAUGCGGCAAAACUUAUUUCGUUGGUCCACCGUGCACCUGCAUCUAUAUGCUUAAGAACAACAACCAAAAAUAAGUAAACAGCAGCACCAUUAGCACAAGAAAAUAGGUAGUAAAGUAUAAUUGUAUUCGUUAUUUUCACUACGAUAUUUGUACUCGUUAAUUCUACUGAGUGUAGGAAACGAAAUAAUGCAAAUAAUAUAAACGUGGUAAAUCUUAAAGACUUUCUUGUAAAUUCUAGAUAUUCUGCAAUGCCCCCUACCCCCAUCAGCGCCCGCUCCAGCAAAUGCUACCGACCUAGAUGUACACAUUGUAGCAGGAUAGAAGAAACUGAUGAGUUAGAAGAAACUGAUGAAUUCGUUAGUUCUUCAAAUUCUUCUUUGUACAAACUUAGAUUUAAUACAGACUGCACAUCAUCAAAUGUCAUUUAUGUCAUAACUUGUAAAAUGUGUAACAAGCAAUAUGUCGGUCAAACACAACAUGUAUGAACAGUCAUAAAUUUAACAUUAAAAAUUUCACCGAUCCUGCAUAUUAUGCUAAUGGCGUGGCUAUACAUUUCAACAGCACUGAUCAUAAUUCCGAUGACUACGGUUUUUUACCAGUUGACGUUGUUCAUAAUGAUAUGAAUACAUUAUUACGUGAAAUGUCCUGGAUUCACCGGUUAAAUACCGUGAGAAACUUCCUGGAUUCACCGUUUAUAUACCGUGCUCCCAUUUAGUAUAAACACCAGCGUAUUGAUUACUGUGUGAUACAGUCCCGAGUAAUUUUAAUGGGGUUUUAUAUACUAACACUUUCACAAUAUUCCUAUAGCUUAAUAUUGUAUUAUUUUUAAUUUAUUUUCUAAUUUCAAAAUAAUAUAAAAUACAUAUGUACAAGUUAAGAAUAUAUCUGCACUAUCUUACUUCAUUUUGAUAUUUUAUAGCCAUUUUAUUACCUCCCCUUAUUGUUGCUUCAAGGUCCCCUUUUCUACCGCCUGAAUGCAUUUUUCCUUAUAUCGUAUUUUUUUAAGUUUUAAAUUUUUUGAUUCUGUAAUUAUAUAUGUGUGAUUAUCUCUUAAAUUAAUGAUAAUUUACUAUUACAAUUAUAAGUAUUGUUAAUUCUCGCUUAUGCUUCACAUGUAUGCUUCAAACUUAGUCAUGUAGAUAUGUUGGGUUUUAUUUUUUUCUCUACUUCAUAUUGAAGACAUAUGUUUUCGAUAAAUACCCGCCUAUCAUUAUGAUCCGUAUCUAUACGUACAUUAAUACAAAUACAAUGUAU